Messenger RNA from Hemicordylus capensis (graceful crag lizard), 6272 nucleotides. It is a transcript of the gene GARRE1, whose product is annotated as granule associated Rac and RHOG effector 1. Gene Ontology annotation, molecular function: CCR4-NOT complex binding. Lineage: Eukaryota; Metazoa; Chordata; Lepidosauria; Squamata; Cordylidae. Gene Ontology annotation, biological process: Rac protein signal transduction. Bases 977 to 4174 code for a protein of 1065 amino acids. The transcript is spliced from 14 exons. The record is from RefSeq and is a predicted model, not a curated record.
CGCUCCCGCUCAGGCCCCGCCCCCACAGGCCCUUCCUCUCGGCGCCCGGCUGAGGAGCCGCCGCCGCUGCCGCUUUUGGCGUUUCCGGAGUGCAGAAGCCGCCAAGCAGAGACGGAGCGGGCCGCCCCGGGCAGGAAAUGACCUAGAGGCCUUAGAAAUCCAUUUCUGGAUCCUUCAGAAUCUACAAUCAAGAGAAGCUUCCUCUGAAAGCACCACUUGUUAAAAGGAAACUACCUCAGCACAUAGGAGAGGCGGAGAAGGCUUGCAAUAAAAAACAAACACGUUCCGAAUAAUGUGUACUUGCAAAGUCUCCAGGAAACAAAUUUGCAUUCCCCCCCACCCAGUAUUAAGAUGAGAAACUCAAACCGAUUUGACUGACGGGCUCUGUCAAACCGUGAAGCUAUUUGAUCUGCUGAUGUGUGAAGGCUCAGUAGUUAUCCCAGUAAAGAUCUGCUCUGCGUUAACAAUCACUGUUGAGCGGUGAUUUUGCUCUUUCUCUCCUGAUACUAACUGAAGAAAUUUAUAACAAUGAUAUUAUUUUUUAAAAACCCAUUAAGCUUUCUUCAGUGUAAACUCAUGUUAACAUCAGGUGUCAAAUGUGCAUUGGCAGGAAAACUGCAGCAGGCAGCUUUUUUGCCCCCUGUUCUGAAAUUGUAUCCUGGGCACACAGUAGAAUGCUAAGCAGGAAACUUACAGUAUUUUUUUUAAGCUAUCACAGCUUGCUUUUAUGAUAUAAUUUGUAAUUGCAGCCGUGCUGCAUUUGAACACUGAACAGUACAAAGUCAGCAGACCUGCUGCCUUUUCUCACUGCUGAUACAAAUUACCUACCUUUAUUAUUAUUUUUUUUUGAAAUGCCUCCUAUGAAAAUUAUGUGCAUUCUCCUCUACUACUGCUACACAUAGGUAUAUUUCUAGGGGAGCAACUCAUGAAAGCAGAUAGCUAGUUCAAGGAACCUUUGGACAACAAGUACUCCCUUAUGCAGUGCUUCAGUGCACAGGAAAGUAAAAUGGACUAUAAGCGGCGCUUUUUGCUUGGCGGGUCCAAACAAAAAGUGCAGCAACACCAGCAGUAUCCAAUGCCGGAGCUAGGCAGGACCCUGAGCGCCCCUUUAGCAUCUCCAGCCACGACAUCCCCUCUGGUUUCCUCGGCUGCUGCUGGCGGCUGCAACCAUGCUACUCCAAUCGCAGACAUCCAGCAGGGAAUCUCCAAAUAUCUGGAUGCACUCAAUGUAUUUUGCCGUGCAAGCGCUUUCCUUACAGACCUUUUCAGCAGCGUAUUUCGGAACUCGCACUAUUCUAAGGCAGCUAUGCAACUGAAAGACGUGCAGGAACAUGUCAUGGAAGCAGCAAGUCGACUCACGGCAGCAAUAAAACCAGAAAUAGCAAAAAUGCUCAUGGAACUGAGUGCGGGAGCGGCAAACUUUAAAGAUCAAAAGGAGUUCAGCCUACAGGACAUUGAGGUACUUGGACGGUGUUUCUUGACAGUGAUGCAGGUUCAUUUUCAGUUUUUAUCCCAAGCUUUGCAGAAGGUCCAACCAGUGGCUCACUCAUGUUUCACUGAAGCCGUAGCUCAGGAGAGAAAGAAUUCUAGUGGUGUGGAGAUGGCCAGUUCAAGUCCCACAGCUGAGCUAGAAGAAGCUCUGCGGUCCUGGAGAGGAGCAGCAGAGGCCACGUCCCGGCUGCGGGAGAGAGGCUGUGAUGGCUCUCUGGCUGGAAUUGAGGUCCAGCAGCUCUUCUGCUCCCAGAGUGUGGUGAUUCCUGAGCACCAGCUAAAAGAACUGAACUUGAAAAUCGACAGUGCUUUGCAGGCAUAUAAAGCGGCAUUGGAGAGUUUGGGUCACUGUGAAUAUGCGAUGAAGGCCGGCUUUCACUUGAAUCCAAAGGCUAUUGAAGCAAGCUUGCAGGGCUGUUGCAGCGAUGCCGAAGCUCAGCAGACUGGCCGGAGACAGACCCCUUCUCAGCCGAUUCAGUGUGAGCUUCCGACAGUUCCUGUUCAGAUAGGUGCUCACUUUCUGAAAGGAAUUUCCUUUAAUGAGUCUGCAGCAGAUAACCUGAAGCUGAAAACGCACACGAUGAUACAACUGAUCAAAGAAGCUGGUUACCAUAACGGGGUGACCCCGAGGGAUGACUCUCCUGUGACGGAAAUACUGAACCAGGUUUGCCCUUCUACGUGGCGAGGCGCAUGCAAGACUGCUGUGCAGCUGCUCUUUGGCCAAGCUGGGCUGGUGGUUGUGGAUACAGCGCAGAUUGAAAACAAAGAAGCAUAUGCGCCACAGAUCAGUUUGGAAGGUUCCAGAAUUGUUGUUCAAGUUCCAUCAACUUGGUGCCUGAAAGAAGACCCUGCAACAAUGUCUUUGCUGCAGAGAAGCCUGGAUCCAGAGAAGACUUUGGGACUGGUGGAUGUGCUCUAUACUGCAGUGUUUGACCUAAAUCGGUGGAAGGAAGGAAGAGAGCAAGCUCUGCCCUGCAUUCAGAUCCAGCUGCAGCGUGAGAUCUGUGACUUUGGGAGUCAUAGCGACUUGCCGCCUGGAAACGGAAGCAAAUCGACAGGCGGCUUGCAAAAGACUUUCUCCAAGUUGACUUCACGGUUUACAAAGAAAACUUCCUGUGCAAGUUCAAGCAGCAGUGGAAGUUACUCCAUUCCCAGUACACCUUCCAAAACUCUUUUUAUAGCUAACAACUCAGAGGAUAAAGCAAAAAUACCCAACAACAUGGAUGCCCGACUGCAAAGUAUCCUGAACAUCGGGAGCUUCCCCAGGGCUCCAGAAUCAGGCCAGCAGACGCAGAGUCCCAGCAAUCAGAUUGUCAACGGGUUUCUCCUCGAUCGGCGUGACAACAGCAAAGUGGACGACAGCAAGGAUGCCAAGGGCAUGAAUUUACCAACCGACCAAGAAAUGCAGGAGGUCAUCGACUUCCUCUCUGGCUUCAAUAUGGGCAAGUCCCAGCAGGCCUCUCCCCAGGUGAAAAGAAGGAACUCUGUGGCCUCAUCCUCGGCUGCAGCAGAGCAGAAGCCAGUGGCUGUGCCACAGCAGCCGCAGUCUUCGUCUCACACACCUCUGCACCACCUUCAGCAGGGCUUGUCAUCGCAGCCGCCACUGCCACAGAAGCCCCAGCAGCAGCAGCAGCAGCAGCAAAUGCAGUACUAUCAGCACCUGCUUCAACCCAUUGGGCCCCAGCAGCAGCAGCAGCAGCAGCAGCAGCAGCAGCAGCAGCGUCCGCCUGGCAAGUGGCCGCCCAAUGCCAGCCAGCAGUCAGCCCAGACGGUGGGCCCGGGGGUGUCUCAUAUGCACCAGUGGAGCGGCCACACCUUCUCUGACCUGAGCUCCGACUUGUAUAGCUUGGGCCUUGUGAACAGUUACAUGGACAACAUGAUGUCGGAGAUGUUGGGGCAGAAACCGCAAGGCCCUAGAAAUAACACGUGGCCAAAUCGUGACCAAAGUGAUGGAAUCUUUGGGAUGUUGGGAGAGUUUCUACCUUUUGACCCUGCAGUGGGCUCGGAUCCAGAGUUCGCCCGCUAUGUCGCUGGGGUCAGCCAGGCCAUGCAACAGAAAAGGCAAGCACAGCACUUCCGUCGCCCCAGCAACACACGUAGCAACUGGCCUCAUUCUGACGACCCUCACCGGACCUGGCCCUUCCCAGAGUAUUUCACAGAAGGGGAGAUGACAAGUAGCUGGUCAGGGACUCAGGGCGACUCAGCCAGCUCCAGUGACGAGACCUCCUCAGCCAAUGGAGACAGCCUGUUUUCCAUGUUCUCAGGGCCAGACAUUGUUGCUGCAGUCAAGCAAAGAAGGAAACACAGCAGUGGCGAGCAAGAUCCAAGCACACUUCCUUCCCCUCCCCUUCUCUCUACAGUCGAUGAUCAUAAUCAGGACAACAAGACCAAAACCUGGCCCCCGAAAGCCCCCUGGCAGCACCCCCUGCCAAGCCAGAACAUGUCCUUGUUCCAGAUGAGCAGCCCCUCCUCCAGCCAGUGGAACGACACCCUGCAGAUCCUGCAGUCCCCUGUCUGGUCCACAGCCCAGGACUGCAGCCCAGCAACAGGGAUUCCCUCCACUUUUGCCUACGCGCAGCAACAGCCGCCUCCGCCACCAUCUCAGCACAAACCGAUGAAUAAGGGCUUUAAACCUUUCCCAGUCAAGCACGAACGCAGGCCAUCCUACAUGCACCAGUACUGACGGACUGCUUGGCCGAGUGAGAGAUGCAGCCGAGGACCAAAGUCUUUGACGUGGUGAUGGACGUUUGCUUUGUUUUUUUACAGUGGUGCAGUGGUGGCUGCCUGUCUGCUGGUGGUUUUGUGGAGUGACAGCUUCUGGUGGUGAUCCUUUCUUCUUCUUCUUCUUCUUUUUUUUACAGUGCUGAGCAAAUGGUGCCAAGGUGUUAGGUGUACACACAAACAGCCCUAAACUGUGAUGCUUUCCAAGCGUGUGGACUGAUGUUUACCCUGCUAACAAACUGCAACAUUACUACCACAGAAAACACUGUAUUUUAUAGCUAUUUUUCAUAUAGAUUUAUAGUUCCCAUUUCUUGCUAAAAAGGAUUUGAGUAUUUUUAAGCAAACCUAGCAGUCAGCUUUGCUCAACACUUGUUUUGUUUAGAUCCUAAUUGGCAAAAGGUACCAAGCCUUCACUCUGAUGACCUAGGCUGUGGUAGCCUUUUUAAAGCAUUGGCUCACAUGCCACACAAGCUCUUUGCUACAGACAGCAGUGUGCAAAAACGGCAGAAACUGAUAUUUCCAGUUAUUUCAUUCAUGCAAACAUAACUGCGUUAUGUCACAAGGCCAAUGGGGGUUGCACAAGCCGCCUCUCACCUCUCCUCAAGCCCCUGAGUUCUUCUCAGUGGAUUGAGUUCAUCUGUGGCUGACACUACUUUUGAAAUACACAAUUUGAUACUUUUACAUUUGGCCAAAGGCAUUAUCCAUACAGUGCUCCUUAAAUGUACGGAAGAAUAGUUAAGACUACUUGCAAAUAUUUAAAGUCUUAUUUCAAUGCUAGACUUAAGUGUAUAAAAACAUGAGCUGGCUCAGAAGAGAGAGAACUUAAAACACUAUUUUUUUUGUGUAGUACAAAGGGUUAAAGUAACUACUUUCAGUCAAUAUGUGCCAUUAAAUAAAUGAACCUGUGGAAUUAGGAAAUAUCUUCCAACCAAAGUGGAUCUGGGGGAAUGACUGGUGCUUAAAUUGAAAAGAAAAAAGGUAAAUAUGUAUAGUUAUCCCAUUGUAUAUUAAUUGAGGCAAGAGAAGUCUUUAUAAAAACCUAUUUAAAUUUUCAUAUUUCAUCUUUGGAAGAGUAAUUAUAAACCACAAUAUUUUCUGGUAUAAAGGUUUUUGACAGUAUUAAUAUUAUUUUUAUAUUUUCUUAAGUCAUAUCAUUCUAAUACAUUGACAAGUAAAAUGGGUUAUUAGUUAUAAAUGCAUAUAGUUUUUGAUGAAAAAGCACAUUUAAGUUCCCAUUUUCUACAAACUAAGUACAUGUGUAUAUUAAAGAUACCAAAUUAUAUAUAUAUAUAUAUAAUAAAUAAAUGAAAAUACACAACACUAAACAUCAGGGUGGGGAGCGUCCAGGCCCCCCCCUGCCUUCUGCUUGUUUGGCGAUGGGCCGUCUUGGCAGGCCCAGAAUGUUACUCUUUGUGCUGGUUGACGAUGCCAAUGUUGCCUGUAUUUAUAAUUGUCACCAUGUUUCCUGAAAGCCCACCUUGCCAUGUUUACAGAGUUGUUUGCUGUGCAUAACUUUACGGUCCUGUGCUUUGCACAAUCAGUGUGGCUUCUGUCUGUAAAUUGUUACUGUUCUGUACUUUCUGCUAAAACGUUGGUGAAUUUAACAAGUGGUUUUGAGUUUCCUCAAGUAUGCCAUUGAAAACUUAUAUUGGAUCCUAAAACCUGUUGCAGUUCUAUGCCACCAUGAUUUCAAAUCAAAGUGCAGAUAUUUGUUGUGUUGAAGUUCCCUAAAGCACAUCCUAGACUGCUGCUGCUGAGUGGUCCAUGCGAACCCUGGUAGCUCCUAAAACUGGAGUGAGCCCAGCGCAAAUGCAGAUGGCUCUCUCUGCCGAGCAGGUGCUACACCAUCCUCUACUUCCAGUUCUUCCGAACACUGGUAACUUCCCCCACAUCUCACACUGCCAAGUGCAGGGGGGUUGGUGCUUAGUUAACUUAUCCUUCUUGCAGUACUUCUGCUGUGAAUAGCAAAUGCAUUGGAACUGUACAUUUUGUAUUUUAAUUUUAAAGCUCCUGUAAGUAAAAACCCAAUUUGCUUUAUUAAAGAUAUACCUUUAAUAAUA